AUGGUGGUCUCCCGCUUACUAGCGAGCCUCUCCCCAUCCCGCCUCCGCGCCCCCUCGCACGCCCCUCUCGUCCUCCUCCACCGCCUCCUCUCCUCUUACGCCGCCGAUGCGUCCUCUUCUACCUCCUCCGCCGCGGAGGACUACCUCGUAUCCCGCUGCGGCCUCACCCAGGCGCAGGCGCUCAAGGUCGCCGCGAAGCUCUCCCACCUCCGGUCUCAGGCCAAGCCCGAAGCCGUGCUCGCCUUCAUCGAUAGCACCCUCGGCAUCCCCGCCACCGACAUCGCCAGGGUCGUCGUCUUUGACCCGACAUUCCUCUGCGCCGACGUGGAGAAGAGCCUUGCCCGCCGCGUUGCCGAGCUUCGCGACCUCGGCCUAUCACGGGAUGAGAUCGCGCGCCUCGUUACCCUCGCCCCCCAACUCCUUCCGGAACAGAUCCCUCCGCAGCAAUCUCGAGUUCUGGCUUGCCGAGCUAGGCCGGACCUUGUCAAGGAUGCUGUCAAGCGAGUGGAGGAGUUGGGCUUCAAGCGUGGAUCAGUGAUGUUCCGCCGCGCGCUUACUUUCGUUGCUUAUAUGGACAAGGAGCUUAUCGCCAGGAAAAUGCAGCUGUUACAAAACCUUGGGUUCUCAAAGGCUGAUGCACUGGCAGUGGUGAGGAAGCAACCUUUCAUCCUGGGCUUGUCUGAGCAAAAGGUUAGGGGAAAUGUCGAUUUCUUGAUGAAGGAUGUCGGUCUGGAGGUAUCAUAUAUUGUGCGAAGGCCAGUGCUGCUCAUGUAUAGUAUUGAGCGGCGGUUGUUACCCCGACAUUGCUUGCUCAAGGCUCUCAGGGAGAAGGGACUUCUGAAGGAUGAGCGGGACUUUUAUACCACUGCUUCGAUGAGUGAGAAGAUCUUUGCAGAAAAGUUUGUGCAUCCUUUCAAAAAUCUUGUCCCAGGCCUCACCGAUGACUAUGCCUCCAAAUGUCUGGGAAAGGCAACGGGUGGAAUUAGGCAGCCAGAAGACUGA
Messenger RNA from Miscanthus lutarioriparius, 1002 nucleotides. The record is from the annotation of a GenBank genome assembly. Lineage: Eukaryota; Viridiplantae; Streptophyta; Magnoliopsida; Poales; Poaceae.